GCACAUAGGAUAAGUAUUAGUUCAAGUGUUGUCUGUUUUCGUAAGUAAUGACUAUCCUUCUAUUUUAAAUGUCAUUCUGGUAAUCGACGUCGUUGUCAUGGUGAAAGGUGAAAGGCAUGAUAUUUAUGGGGAGAGGCAGGGGGCAUUUAAGGCAGCUGCUGCAGUCUGACAGAGCAACGUCCUCUUCCCGCCGUAGCUUCUCGUCAUGUGUGAAGAUUGCAGAGGAGAAGAAGCGCUGCUAGGCAAAUGCGCUGAGGACAGGAGAGACAUUAUGGGUGCUACGGUGGAGGUUUUGGAUGAGGAUGCGUCUUCGCUGCAGACGAUGGCCUCUGCACCUCUGCUGGGCAGAGCUGUGUGCGCGAGCUGCAAUGAAGAAAUAGUGGAUAAAUAUUUAUUAAAGGUGAACGACCUGUGCUGGCACGUGCGCUGUCUGUCCUGCAGCGUGUGCCAGACUUCACUUGGCAGCAGCACGAGCUGUUACAUCAAAGAAAAAGAGGUUUUCUGUAAACUGGAUUACUUUCGAAGAUACGGCACCUGGUGCGCGUGCUGCGGCCGGAACAUCCACUCCACGGAUUGGGUCCGCCGGGCGAAGGGGAACGUGUACCACCUGGCCUGCUUCGCCUGCUUUUCCUGCAAGAGGCAACUGUCCACCGGGGAGGAGUUUGCUCUCGUGGAGGAGAAGGUGCUGUGCAGGGUGCACUACGACUGUAUGCUGGACAACCUCAAGCGGGCCGUGGAGAAAGGAAACAGUGUGAACAUGGAGGGAGCUGUUCCCACUGAACAGGAGAUAAACCAGCCCAAACCCUCCAAGAGAGCAAGGACAAGCUUCACUGCUGACCAGCUGCAGGUGAUGCAAGCUCAGUUUGCUCAGGACAACAAUCCAGACGCUCAGACGCUGCAGAAACUAGCCGAGCAGACGGGCCUCAGCCGGAGAGUCAUUCAGGUCUGGUUCCAGAAUUGUCGAGCUCGCCACAAGAAGCACGUGAGCCCAAACCACAACUCCAGCACCCCCAUGAGCUCACUGCAGCCCAGCCUCCUGUCCCAGCCCACCCCGACCCCUGAGGAGCUUCAGUACACCACGUACGGAGGCCCGGAGGGGUCAAUGCUCUCUGCGCUGCACUCCUUCAUAGACAUACACUCUCCUCAAUCCAUGUUUCAACCGCUGCUGCCCGCCCACGCCAUGACCUCCAUGCCUGUGUCUCACACCUGAGCUGCUCAACUCAAAAACAUACACACCCACAUCUUUACAAGUGAUCAUCCAACAAUUGGAGCUGCCGUAUUCAUUUCCCUGUGUAAAUAGAAUUUGAUUUUAAGUGACGAUGAACGCGUUCCUUUCCCUGAACUGUCAGUAUUUUUAUCACGUUGAUAUCCUUUGAAAACUCCUUUCUGUUGACGAUUAUUUUCAGUCCUAAAUGUACGAUGCAAUGUGGAAAUUGAAAGGUUUCUGUGUACCUCAUAGGAUUGUGACACACACCAUUACAGAUUUCUAUUCGUUUGUGUAGUUGGUGACACUGUCUGACUGCGAUAGCCAACCAGGACACAAAAUCUUGACUCAUUAUGAAGGUGAACUUGAAAUUGUUUGUAUAGCAGUGUUUUAAA
Labrus bergylta (ballan wrasse) is the source of this 1599-nucleotide messenger RNA. The record is from RefSeq and is a predicted model, not a curated record. NCBI's taxonomy places the organism in Eukaryota, Metazoa, Chordata, Actinopteri, Labriformes, Labridae.